UUCAGCCAGCAGGAGUUCUUCACCGUGGUUUUCCAGCCGUUCUUCUAUGAAAUCACCCUGUCACCAUCCUUGGAGGAGCCCCUGACCCAGGAUCCCACCACACUUGCCUGGAGCCUCUGGAACAGGAUGAUGGAGCCAGCAGGACAGAAAGUGGAGCUAGUCAGUGCAAAAGAGAAGAGGCCAGUGAAGUGUCCCUCUCAGGAGAACCCCUAUCUGUACACCUACCGGAAUAGCAACUACCUGACCAGGUGGCCAAAACCCCAAGGGAAGUUUGAGGUGAGAGAAGGAAUGGAAAUCAGAUGUCCUGACAUGGACCCCUCCAAUACGAUUCCCACCUCAGUUCACAGGCUGAAGCCUGCUGACAUCAGUGUAAUUGGAGCCUUGGGCGACUCUCUCACGGCAGGCAAUGGGGCCGGGUCCACACCUGGGAACAUCUUGGAUGUAUUGACUCAGUACCGAGGCCUGUCCUGGAGUGUUGGCGGCGACCAGAACAUCAGCACGGUCACCACCCUGGCAAACAUCCUGAGGGAAUUUAACCCUUCCUUGAAGGGCUUCUCUACUGGCAAAGGGAAAGAAAACAGUCGUGGAGCCUUCUUAAACCAGGCGGUGGCAGGAAACAAAGCUGAGCACUUGCCUGCCCAGGCCAGGAGGCUGGUGGACCUGAUGAAGAAUGAUACGAGGAUACAUUUUCAGGAGGACUGGAAGAUAAUAACGCUGUUUAUAGGAGGCAAUGACCUCUGUGAUUUCUGCAAAGACCCGGUCCACCAUUCACCCCAGAACUUCACAGACAACAUCAGGAAGGCGCUGGACAUCCUCCACGCUGAGGUUCCUCGGGCGUUUGUGAAUCUGGUGAAAGUGCUCCAGAUCAUCCCCCUGAGGGAGCUGUACCAGGAGACUAAAGUCAACUGCCCAAGGCUGAUCCUCAGGUCUCUGUGUCCCUGUGUCCUGAAAUUUGAUGAUAACUCAACAGAACUUGCCUCACUCAUCGAAGUGAAUAGGAGAUACCAGGAGGGAACUCACCAGCUGGUAGAGAGUGGACGGUACGACACAAGGGAAGAUUUUACAGUGGUGGUGCAGCCGUUCUUUGAAAUAGUGGACAUGCCAAAGACCGCGGAGGGAUUGCCUGACAGCUCUUUCUUCGCUCCUGACUGUUUCCAUUUCAGCCUCAAGGCUCACGCCCGUGCAGCCUCCGGCCUCUGGAACAAUAUGCUGGAACCUGUGGGCCAGAAGACAACACAUCAUAAUUUUGAAAACAAGAUCAGUAUCACAUGUCCGAACCAGGUCCGGCCGUUUCUGAGCACCUACAAGAACAACGUGCAGGGUCAUGGGACUUUGCUGUUGUGCAGAGACAGAGCCCCUUCUGCCUCAACCCCCACCUCAGUGCAUGCCCUGAGACCGGCAGAUAUCCAAGUUGUGGCUGCUCUGGGGGAUUCCCUGACCGCUGGCAAUGGAAUCGGCUCCAAACCAGGCGACCUCCUGGAUGUCACCACCCAGUAUCGGGGACUGUCGUUUAGUGCAGGAGGGGACGGCUCCCUGGAGAAUGUGACCACCUUACCUAAUAUCCUUCGAGAGUUUAACAGAAAUCUCACAGGCUACGCGGUGGGCACAGGUGGUGCCAAUGACAUGAAUGCAUUCCUCAAUCAAGCUGCUCCUGGAGCGAAGGCUGAGGAUCUUAUAAGCCAAGCCCAGACUUUGGUACAAAAGAUGAAAGAUGACCAUAGAGUAAAUUUUCAUGAAGACUGGAAGGUCAUCACGGUGCUGAUUGGAGCCAAUGAUUUAUGUGACUUCUGCACAGAUUCGAAUCUAUAUUCUGCAGCCAACUUUUUUGGCCAUCUCCGCAAUGCCUUGGACAUCCUACACAGAGAGGUGCCCAGAGCCCUGGUCAACCUCGUGGACUUCAUAGACCUCAGUGCCAUCCGUCAGGUGUUCCUGGGAAACCCAGACAAGUGUCCAGUACAGCAGGCCAGCAUGUUGUGUAACUGUGUUCUGACCCCGCGGGAGAACUCCCAGGAGCUGGCCAGGCUGGAGGCCUUCGCCCGAGCCUACAAGAGCAGCAUGCGUGAGCUGGUGGAGUCAGGUCGCUACGACACACGGGAGGACUUUGCCGUGGUGCUGCAGCCCUUCUUCCAAAACGUUUCGCUCCCUGUCCUGGCGGAUGGGCGCCCAGAUACAUCCUUCUUUGCCCCAGACUGCACCCAUCCAAGUCAGAAAUUCCACUCCCAGCUCGCCAGGGCCCUUUGGGUCAAUAUGCUUGAACCACUUGGAAGCAAAGUGGAUGCCCUGGAGCUGACAGCAGAGAUCCCCCUCACCUGCCCCACACAGAAUGAGCCCUUCCUGAGAACCCCCCGGAACAGUAACUACACGUACCCCGCCAAGCCAGCCAUUGAGAACUGGGGCAGUGACUUUCUGUGUAUGGAGUUGAAUCCUUCCAGCAGUGUUCCAACCUCUGUCCAUGAGCUCCGACCUGCAGACAUCAAAGUGGUGGCUGCCCUGGGUGACUCCAUGACCACAGCAAAAGGAGCUCGAGCAGACAACUCCAGUGGCACAAUCACAUCCUGGAGGGGACUUUCUUGGAGCAUUGGAGGGGAUGAGGUCUUGGAGACACACACCACACUGCCCAACAUUCUGAAGAAGUUCAACCCUAACCUCCUUGGGUUCUCUACUGGCACCCGGGAGGAGACUACUGGACUAAAUGUAGCAGUAGAAGGAGCCAGAGCUCGGGACAUGCCAGCCCAGGCCUGGGACCUGGUGAAGCGAAUGAAAAACAGCUCUGAAAUCAACCUGGAAAAAGACUGGAAGCUGGUCACACUCUUCAUUGGCAGCAACGACCUGUGUCAUUACUGCGAGAAUCUGGAGACCCAGUCAGGCCAGGAGUAUAUUCAGCACAUCCAGCAGGCACUGGACAUCCUCUAUGAGGAGCUUCCAAGGACUUUCGUCAACGUAGUGGAGGUCAUGGAGCUGGCCAGCCUGUAUCAGGGCCACGAUGGGAAAUGUGCCACGCUGGCAGGGCAGAGCAGCUGCUCUUGCUUUAGAUACGCUGAAAACUCUCUGGAGAUGCAAGAACUGAAGAGAGUAAACUGGGACUUCCAGAGAUCCGUCUCCAGGUUCUACUGGCACCGUUACAUGCAGCGUGAGGACUUUGCAGUUGUGGUGCAGCCUUUCUUCCAGAACACUCUUGUGCCACUGAACGAGAGAGGGGACCCUGACCUCACCUUCUUCUCCGAAGACUGUUUCCACUUCUCAGAUCGUGCCCAUGCUGAGAUGGCCAUCGCACUCUGGAACAACAUGCUGGAACCAGUGGGCCAUAAGACGACCUCCAACAACUUCACCCACAGCCGAGCCAAACUCAAGUGCCCCUCUCCUGAGAGCCCUUACCUCUACACUCUGCGGAACAGUCAGCUACUCCCAGACCAGGCUGGAAAAGGCCCCACGACGUUCUACUGGGCAGUGCCAGUGGCAGCAGGAGGCGGCCUUGUGUUGGGUGUGGUCGGGACAAUGGUCUGGAAGGGCAUAAGAGGUUGCCGGAGGGAAGAUCCUCAGUGAGGCUGCAGGCGCCUAGGCCUGGUUUGUGGUCCUCAGCUGCUCCUGGACACCACGACAGAUGUGCUAAAACACCUGGUAACAUAGGAAGCCAAAGGGAUGGUCACAACUUCUUGGUUCCCAGUCUGCUUCCAGGCCUGUGUGCAAAUCUAAAUAAAA
This is a messenger RNA of Otolemur garnettii (small-eared galago), 3699 nucleotides long. Its product is annotated as phospholipase B1, membrane-associated. Bases 127 to 3543 code for a protein of 1138 amino acids. NCBI's taxonomy places the organism in Eukaryota, Metazoa, Chordata, Mammalia, Primates, Galagidae. Gene Ontology annotation, cellular component: brush border membrane. The transcript is spliced from 46 exons. Gene Ontology annotation, molecular function: retinyl-palmitate esterase activity; A2-type glycerophospholipase activity; phosphatidylcholine lysophospholipase A1 activity. The record is from RefSeq and is a predicted model, not a curated record. Gene Ontology annotation, biological process: phospholipid metabolic process.